AGUGGAUUAUACCUAAAAAUGUCAUGUACAAGUUUGGAAGUUUCCUAGACCCCUGAUAGGGACCCUCAGCCCCACAGUAGGUCCUUGGGCUCCAGGCUAACACCCUUAAGGAUCAGGAGAAGGCCUUUGCCUGCGCCCGGAGAAAUCUCAGCCUCAGCUCCACCCUAAUUACCUCUGGAACUUUGGGCAAAUCCUUUUCAUCCUCUGGCCUCACUUGGCCUGUCUGUAAAAUGGGAAGAGGAUUGGUCCCAAGUGGAUUAUGGACCUUAAACAGGUCCAGGUUCACUCACACCUUCAACCUAGAAGGGAUUCUGGGAAGGGGUUGUUUUUAUGGAAUCUUGGCAUUCUUAGUAAUUUAGAAUAUCUGGGUACACACACACCAGCACCAUCAUUACAGAUGAAGAAACUCGGUCCCUUGGUGCCAGACACUUGACAAAGGACACUCAGAGUCAGAGUGGAUGCCAACAGUGAAUGCCAGGGGCCCCUGACUCUGUGUUCUGAAUGUAUGUUUCCUCCUACACACCAAUCCUCGGCCCUUCUGUCUCCUAGCCUUCCACCGCUCCUAGAAUCUCUCAGUUACCCACUAGCACGCCAUCAUCCAGGAAUUUCUCCUAACCUCUUCCUAACAUUGUUUAUAUGAUUUUGCUCCCUGCUGGGUAAGGGAGGACAGUCUGGGACAUGUCCUUAAACUCCUUCCUGAGCCAGCUCCCUGGGGACCCUACCACCAACGGAGGAAGUGGGGCUGCUUGAGAAGGGGUAUAGUUUUAUUAGCCAGGACGUUGGAUUAUCAGUCUCUGCAGGCUGAGGAACUGGUGCCUGCCCCCUGACCCCCUCUGAGCCUCAGCCUCCUUAUCAGUGACUUGGGAAAGGGUUGGAUUAGCUGUUCCUGGGGAUGAAAUGCAUCCUUAGGCUGGAGCUAGCAAGAACAAUGCUAAUACCGUAUAAGGGCGGUUUACUGCACGCUUAUUAAGCGACCGGCACCAUUCUAAGCACUUAACAUUGUUCAUUCAUUAUGUUUUACACUCAAGAUUCGCAUGCAGACUUCACAACAACCCAGUAAGGAAAUGCUAUCACGAUUCUCCUUUUGUAGAUAAUAAUACCAAGGUCCAGAUAAGUCAAGUCACUCGUGUACCAUCACACAGCGAGUAUAUGGCGGAGCUGGGAUUCCAACCGAGGUCGGUGUGACUGCGCAGCCAGUUUCCGCUCUUACUCCCAGAGAGGGCGCUGGCCUGCAAAGGAAGGUGUACCCGGAACUCAUUAGAUCUAAUUAGGACUAAUUAAGAGCCUCCUUUGGGUGGGGAAGCCGACUCGGUACGUGACAUCACUAAGUAGCAGUGACAUCGGACAAGGCGGGCGUGGGAAUCCGUCCCCACUCCCGCGAGCAGCCGUUUAACGGCGCCGCCCCCUGACCGCCUCACUUCCGCGUUUUAUUUGCAUAUUCAGCGAACGGACGUCGGGACGCCAGCUUCGACGCGGUGACGUCAGAGAGCGCCCCUGCAGUUCCUCCCGAGCGUGCGUCCGUACGUACGCACGCACGGCCACAAGCGGGCAGGGGAGGAGUGGCGAGAUCCGAGGCGCCCCACCCAGUCAGCAAGGUUGCGCGUGCCCCGUGCGACCGCCAAGAUGGUGGUGGGCGCGUUCCCUAUGGCGAAGCUGCUAUACUUGGGCGUCCGGCAGGUCAGCAAGCCGCUUGCCAACCGCAUUAAGGAAGCCGCCCGCCGAAGCGAGUUCUUCAAGACCUAUAUCUGCCUCCCGCCGGCUCAGCUGUACCACUGGGUGGAGAUGCGGGCCAAGAUGCGUAUCAUGGGCUUAAACGCCCAGGCCAUCAAGCCGCUGAACGAGGACGCGGCCGCCGAGCUGGGCGCGGAGCUGCUGGGCGAAGCCAUCAUCUUUGUCACAGCUGGCAGCUGCCUGAUCCUGGAGUACUGGCGCCUCCAGUUGCAGCAUCGCCGCAAGGAAAAGUGGCAGCACGCUACCUGGGGCGCGCUGCGGGACGAGGUAGGACACCUGGCGCAGGCGCUCGAGGCGCUGCAGGCGCAGGUGCAGGCGACGCCCUCGCAGAGCACCCUGGAGGAGCUGCGCGCGCAGUUGCAGGAGGUGCGCGCCCAGCUCUGCAUCCGGAACCCGCCGCCCGGGUCAGACAAAUAGGAGGUCGCGGGGCUACUCUUGGACGUGACUGCUGUCUGGGCUGCGAAGUCUCUGACAUGGCCUACACCCCGCAUGGUCCCUUUCUGAACGGCCCAGCUGACACUACCAGGUCCUUUUGGGAACAGAAGGGAUCGUGGGCUGGAGCUGAUCCAACCGGGCAUUUGGUCACCUCCUACUAACCUCCAGUGGUACUUUCCACUAGGACUCCCUCCCACUGUUGGAAUGUUCCACCGGGGACCCCUCCCUCCCCCUCAUCCCCACCAGCACAUUGGCUUAUCACUUAAGAAAGACUGCUGUCUUUUAUGGGACCCCCCCACCUACCCACCACCAGGUGGGCCAGCAGAACUCCUCCUGGCAAGCUCCGAACACCCCCUACCUCUUCCUCAUUGGUACAGACCAUCGAACACCCCCUACCUCUUCCUCAUUGGUUCAGACCAUCGUGAAGAAAAGGCAAAGUUCCAAUGAACUUCCCAGCUCCGCCACCCUUCAGCUACCUCACUCUGGGGUUACAGGGGGCUGGGUGGAUCUUGGGCUAAAUUAGCUUCACUGAGCCACCCUGUGGCUCCUGCCUUAAACCUACCAUUGGUGCCUUUAACUGGGGCCAUCUCUGCCUUAAGUGCCUGUAACCGGGGUCAUCAUCUUCCAACAGACCCUCUCUCAUUCCUUUGGUCUAUGGCACAACCCACUGGCCGGGCUGUGCCAGGUCUUCCUGGGCAGUGCCUCCCAGACCUGCCAUCCCUAGUUCAUGCAGGACAUGGCCUUUUGGAAAGAUUGGUCCUGACUAGGGCUAAUUCAUCCUGGCUUUCCGUCUCAGUCCCUGUCCUAAGUCCUAGACCUACUGCUGUCCU
This is a messenger RNA of Microcebus murinus (gray mouse lemur), 2996 nucleotides long. RefSeq names its product outer mitochondrial membrane lipid metabolism regulator OPA3 (gene OPA3). Gene Ontology annotation, cellular component: mitochondrion. Gene Ontology annotation, biological process: regulation of lipid metabolic process. The record is from RefSeq and is a predicted model, not a curated record. Lineage: Eukaryota; Metazoa; Chordata; Mammalia; Primates; Cheirogaleidae.